AUGGAAACUGAUAGCCAGAGCAUAUGCCAGGAAAACAAAGAUGUAGCCAGCGAUACUGCAGCUGACGAGGAAGCAGAAGUUGGAGUAUCCCAUCUGCCACCUGUUCUACACAUCCUGGAUCUGCCAGAUUCGGUUAUAUUCCAGAUUCUUGUGUACCUGCCAUUUUCGUCAAUUGGUGCAACUGCUCAAGUGUGCAGUCGGUUCAGUCGAAUAUCAUCAGAUGAACUUUUGUGGCGCCAUGUUUUUCUUCAGCAUUAUAAAUUGGCAGCAAACAGCGUCAUGCCAGCCAAGGCCAAAUCUUGGAGACAGGAAUUCAAGAGGUUGUACUACCACACGCCAGCGGUUCUCAGUGAGGAGAGAAAAGAACAUAAGGAUGAAGUUUUGCAUGUCAGUUUUUCCCACGAUGGCACCAUGUUUGCUACCUGCUCUAAAGAUGGAUUCUUUAAGGUUUGGGAAUGCACCCACCCUGUGCGGCUGCUAUUCAAGAUGGACAUGAAAUCAACUUUCAGCUGGAAAUUUACUCAGUUUUCUCAGUUCAAUGAGACUGACACCUGCCUUCUGGUGUCUGGAGUGUACUUCGGCCGUCUCAGCACAUCAGGAGAAAUUGCUGUGUUUAAUCUGCAAGAUGACUUUCGGAUGCAGUGCAGAGUAACCAACAAACCAUACGAUGUUUUCGGUGCUUGGUAUGACAAUGAUCAUCUAUUAUCGGGCACUUUGUACUGGACUGGAGAUUUCAAUUCGGUUUCUGCUGUCUGGUUGAGUAAGGCCUCCCAAGAAGUUGAGUCUGAGGUGGAGUCUGUCAGUAUGGUUUUAUAUCGUUUUGAAAAUGUCAACUCCAGCUCAAUCCGGUUGCUGCAUGUCGCAGAGCCACAUCUGCCCAGAACACCAGAAACUGCUGACUUUGAUAUGGAGUUGGAUGUAACCCAUGCCAGUUUGUCAUUUGCUCAGGCUGAAAAUGAAAUCUUUCCAAAUGCCAGAUACUAUGAACAUAGAACUGAGCUGACAGCUAUAGAAAAACAUGAUCUAGCUUUUGCAGACCUGUCUUGCACAAAAAUUGUAGAUAGCUGUACAUCUCUUUUAAGCUCACCAACUCUUCCAAGUGCAGCAGAGUGUGUUUUUGGCAACACAUCUUCCGUGAACCAUCAUUCAGUUCCGAUCUCCGCAUCUUCCACAGACAUUCCUUCAGCAUGGUCCAGGAAUGCCACUGAAAAUUAUGCCAAAAGUUCAUCUCAGGAGUUUGAAUCAGUAAACCACAGUUGUGAUUCUUUGUUAUCACCCAGCACGUCACAGUGUCCUUCAUUUGACAAAGUCAGCAAAAGGACAGGUUUUUGUCAGCAGACAGCUACCACAGAUAAAAAAUGCAGCAUGGGUAAUCUAAGAAGCUGUGGAGUUUCAACUGACUCAGAUAUUGACUUCAUGCCUGAACAUUUGAUGGAAAUAAUUAUGGACGAUGGUUCCGUGAGAGAUGAUUUGCCACCUUGUAUUAUCAGGGCUAUGCCAAGUAUUUCCAGUGCUGCGUUUGAUGCCUCGGCAGUUGGUUCUUCUGCUGAUGUACAGAAGGAUGCAGGUGGCACUUCUAGUGAAUGCUUCAGGCAUAGUCUACAUAUACCACUUCCCGGAGAAAGUAUAUACCAGGGAACUGAUUUUGAAGAAGAUUUAGAUAAUAAAAAUGAAGAUUCAGGUGUUGCAUCUGCCUUAGAAGAUACCCUUGGUGCUAAAGAUGCUUUUCGGCAGUUUGGCGACGUGUCUCCCCCAAAUGUGCCUUCUUUGUUCGACAACAACAACCUUGUCAUGCUUAUCCCAGGCGCUAGCCAUGUCUAUGGAAGCCGUCAUAGUGAUGAUGCAAACAGUAACAACAGCGCCAGUUGUUUUAGAUCUAGCAUAAGCUUAGAGCCAAGCUCCACUUUCGAACGGGGCACCUCCAGUAUGGAUGCCCUGCUUAAAGAACCUGGCCAGAACCAUAAAAGCAGCAUAGCCACGCAGACAGAGGUUGCCGGUAGCCGAGCCAGCUCGUUUCAUUCGCUGUCACACAUUAGCCAGAGUUCCAGCCUGUCUCGAGAUCUGCGGCUCAACCCGCCAAGGGAGAAGCUCUUGAUUUACACAUGGGGCUCGGAGACUUACAUCCCACAUAAAGUUGGCAUCAAGAGAAUGAAGUGGACAGAUUUUACAAAGGGGGAGGUAACUGCCAGACGUUCCUCCAUGCUUCUGCCAGACGUGAUGGAGAACCUACACAACAUGGCCGGAAACCGCAGAGACAAGCCAGAUGUGACUAUAGAGAUGCAUGGCCAUAUUGUGGGUCUUAGCUUGUCCCCAGACCACAAAUAUCUGUAUGUCAACUGCCGUCCAUGGCCGAAAAAUUACAUCAUUUCUGAUCCUCAAGAGUCACCUCCCUUGGCACAGGAAGUUGAAAUCUCCACCAUUGAUUUGACAACCUUCAAUUUUGUAGGUCCGGUGCUGAGGUCACAUAAAGCUUACACACACAGCGAUGAAUGUUUCUUUCUCAAUCUGGACGUCUCUGAUGAUUAUGUUGCCAGUGGUGCUGAAGACCGUCAAGGGUAUCUUUGGGAUCGACACUACGGCAUCCCUCUGUAUCGAUUCCCACAUCGCAACGUCGUCAACUGUGUCGCUGUCAACCCUCAAGACUCGGAGAUUCUGGUUACUGUCAGCGACGACUAUACAUUCAAGGUUUGGAUGUCUCGAUGCAGAGCUGCAGAACUGACUGGCUCCAAAGAAGCUGAAACAGGAACAAGCGUGUGA
Candidula unifasciata is the source of this 2757-nucleotide messenger RNA. The record is from the annotation of a GenBank genome assembly. NCBI's taxonomy places the organism in Eukaryota, Metazoa, Mollusca, Gastropoda, Stylommatophora, Geomitridae.